UCAGAGUUCUUUCUCAAUUCGUAAAUUGUUUGCGGUGUUUCCAUAAGAAUUAUCGGAGCAUUAUUAGCUACAAUAGCUAAGUUCUAUUGAGAAAAUGUGUGCUGUCAGAAGUGGGAUUCGAACCCACGCCUCCAGAGGAGACUGCGACCUGAACGCAGCGCCUUAGACCGCUCGGCCAUCCUGACUGCUUAUGAACAUGUCGAAUAUCUCGAGACUAACUUCCCCGUGAGCCCCAAAAAACGCGUUAAUUCGGUUACUGUGGUGACCAGCCGUCAACAAGCGUUUUGAACUUGUUCGAACGCGGACAAGAGACACAAACAACAGAGUUCUUCAAAAUGUCUCGACCUCACGCUGAGAGUGUGAUUAAAUCCAUUAUCGCUGAGAUAAUCGAGGACUGCGCCGUGAGGGGACACGGUGUGUCGGACACUCUGGCGGCUUUCAUGGUGAAGGCUGUCGUGUUGGACCCAAGAAAUGGGUUCCAUGUUGAUCGAACACUGACGAAAGAGGACAUCAAGAAGCUGGAGGAGAUUUGUCUGAACAAACUGACAGAAAACUGCAGUCCGUCCUUCGACACAGUCAAGAUGCAAGUUUAUUUUGAAAUGAACUUCAGCUCCAGACGUGAGUUUCUUGAAGACGUCCACCGGGGCCUGGAGUCGCGGCUCCGGCCUGUGGUCGCAGAGAUCACCGAGAGCAGAGUGAGAACACGGGACCAGCUGGAUUCUCUUUACCGCAGGAUCGUCUCCUACAUCGUUCUGCGUUCUGGCAUGGGUUCUCCGGCUGACGUCCACACGGUGAAGGAGGCCACGGCUGCCCUCCACAGUGUCUUUCCUCCCACUGAACUGGGGGCCUUCAUGGUUCUGCUGAAGAACGACAAGGAGCAGCAACUGGAUGAGCUGGUCACGAUCGUGACGGGGAUCCGACUCUUCAAUAAGGCCUGCAGGACGGGAGUGGAGCAGAGCGACCUCCGUGAACUCAUGCCAGACGUUCUCAACCAAGUUCUUCCAGUCGUCAGCAGAAACACGGAGCAGCAGCUGAGUCUGUCACAGAGUCUGGCCUGGAGAUACACAGCAGUGCUGGAGAAGAUGUCCGACCCUGACCACACCCCUGACCCUGACCACCCCCCUGACCCUGACCACACCCCCGACCUUGACCACCCCUCCGACCCUGACCCCGACCCUGACCACCCCUCCGACCCUGACCGCCCCCCCGUCCACCUGCUUAAAGAAGCCCUGUACAACGUGCGUCAGCAGGAGGCGUUCCUCCGACUGUUGCUGGCCGAGACACGUGUUUGUACCAAGCACGUUGAACUCCUGCAGAGGGCGCUGUUGUCUCAGAUAAAGCUGAUGAAGGAGACGGUGGCGUCGAAGACGGCUGUUCCCACCACCAAAGUUUUCCCACUGUUCAAGGCUUUAUCAAAAGUAUGGUCAGAACUCCAGGACGAGGCUGAGCUGCUGAACAUCCUCGGUGACAUUGCCCUCAACCUGCAGCCCUUCCUCUCCUCCCAGGCCCAGGUUUUCUCUGAGGAGUAUUUGGGAGACCUGCUGGGGGGGUGUGAAGUCAAGACGGAUGAACAGAGACUGACGGAGACUUCAGGUGAAUCACUGGAUUGGCUGCAGCCUGAAACGGCUGGUUUCAGUGAGAUGUUGCUGCAGUAUAAUGGAUUCUGUGGCUCCACGUUUGUCUCCAAGGACGGACUUCUUCUACCAGGUAAUCCACACAUUGGACUCCUGAAACACAGGGAGAAGCUCUACGCCUUCAGCUCCAGAGAGGCUGCCUUGACGUUUGCCUCCUGUCCAGACAAGUUCAUCUCAGAGGUUUUGGAGAGAGCCAAGCUCUCACCUGAACUCCUUCAGCUGCUCAGGCUCCAACAGCACGUCUCCGGUGUCAGUGCGGGCUCCGAGUUGCUGCUCGGGGAGAGUGCACUGGUGAAGCCUGUGACUAAAUGUGAGGGCGGCACACAGACCGACCUCCACCCCGUGGAGUCCAACAUCGUCACGUCGUACGAGUGGAACGAGUGGGAGCUGAGACGGAAGGCCCUCAAACUGGCCGAUCUUCGCUCCAAAGUGACUCACUCGACGCAGACUCACUUGAGCCACAUGCGACGGGAGAACGCGUCUCAGACGUGGCCUCUGAAGGAGGCUUCCUGUCAGAGCAAGAGAGACGGUGGGAGCAGCGUCCCCAAACCGCAGACCUACCUGACGGGUCUGAGAGGACAGAGAGUGGGACAUGUGGUGAAGACCGACCUGACCAGACCAGCUCAUGACUAACAACUGGAAUAUAUAUAUAUACAAACAAAAGAGGAAUUUCUUUUACUGAAAUAAACGCGUGCAUGUCACAAA
This is a messenger RNA of Cynoglossus semilaevis (tongue sole), 2339 nucleotides long. RefSeq names its product cilia and flagella associated protein 206 (gene cfap206). NCBI's taxonomy places the organism in Eukaryota, Metazoa, Chordata, Actinopteri, Pleuronectiformes, Cynoglossidae. The record is from RefSeq and is a predicted model, not a curated record. Gene Ontology annotation, biological process: sperm axoneme assembly; regulation of flagellated sperm motility; regulation of cilium beat frequency. Gene Ontology annotation, cellular component: ciliary basal body; axoneme. Bases 336 to 2267 code for a protein of 643 amino acids. The transcript has 12 exons.